This is a messenger RNA of Drosophila eugracilis, 1832 nucleotides long. It is a transcript of the gene shu, whose product is annotated as inactive peptidyl-prolyl cis-trans isomerase shutdown. Lineage: Eukaryota; Metazoa; Arthropoda; Insecta; Diptera; Drosophilidae. Gene Ontology annotation, molecular function: protein binding; peptidyl-prolyl cis-trans isomerase activity. The record is from RefSeq and is a predicted model, not a curated record. The transcript has 3 exons. Bases 194 to 1564 code for a protein of 456 amino acids.
GUAUUAAUGAAAAACAUAAAUUUUUAUUUUUAAUGCCUUUUAAGUUUGAAUUCGAUAACUUUUUAAUAAAAUAAUUAUGCAAUCGGGAGCCCAAAGCCAUCACUAAAAAGCUUUCGCUUCACAUUCAACACAACGCGCCAUUUCAAUAAUUUUUUUUAUUUUCUGGACAACAAAUAAACAGUGACUGUAAAUAAUGGAGGAGUCAUACUAUCCCUGCGGUCCCCAACUGCUCAAAGAACCCGUGUCCUAUUCCGAUCUCGUGGAAAAGGGCGCUGAAUUCGAGGUAGACAUGUCGCAGCAUCACCAUAAUCCCUGCGAAGAGUUUCUGGGUCACGAUAGCGACAGUGACUAUGAAGAUGCAGAGGAUGUAGACAACGAGGCGCUGCGUUCCCCGUGGACACAAUCCUUUGACGAGCUGCGUGAUCUGAUGAACAAAAUCAAUGAGCACAUCUACAAGCGGAUCAUUCGCGAGGGCCACGUGGAGCGGGAUAUGGUUCCGGAUAAGGCGAGGGUUACGGUGAGAUACAGUGGUUACUGGGAAGGUGAGGGCGCUCCCUUCGACUCCUCCAUGCUGCGGGGAACGAAAUUCGAGUUUGAAACAGGUCAGCGCAAGGUGCUGGAGGGCCUGGAAGCUGCAGUGCGCACGAUGCGUCCUUACGAGCAGGCCGAGUUCAUCAUCUCUCACAAGUUGCUCUUCAGAGAACUCGGGUGCCCCCCGAGAAUCAAACCCAAGGCGGAUGGCCUCUUCAAGGUGGAGGUUAUCGACUAUUCGCUUAUAGGGGAUGCGGAAUCCAUCGAUGAGAUCGCUAACGAAGACCGGGACAAGUUUUUCGUGGUCUAUCCCAAGGCGCAGGACCUGCACCUGCACGGCAAGGAUUGCGUAAAGCGCGGGCGCUUUCGUAACGCAGCAACUGCCUUUGAACGAGCGGUCAACUCUCUGAACUACUGCCGAAUGGCUAAUGACGAGGAACAGCGCAGACAAAAGGAUAUGUUGAUAACCCUUACUCAAAACCUGAUGAUAAUCUACAACAAACUGAACAACCCGAAGCUUACUUGCAUUAUGAUGAAGUCCUUACUGCGUCUGACCGAGAAUAAUCCAUCCAGCAAGGCGCUGUUCCAGGAGGGACGCGCCCUAGCUGCUUUGGGCGAUUACGAUCGGGCACGAAGGGCUCUUCUGCAGGCUCGGAGCAAGCUCCCGGAGAACAAGGAGAUCAAUGAUGAGCUCAUUUCCAUUGACAAGAGAAUCAGCAAAUAUCAGGAGGCCAGUCGAGAUAUUUGGACGCGGGCUUUCGCUGCGAAGAGCUCACAAACAGACCGCCCAAAAACGGCAGCUGAGCUGGAGAAAGAAGCCAAGGAGAUAGAAUUUAAUGCAGAAAUUCAAGAUAUAAUCAAUGAAUUCGAAAAAUCGGACAGGCUGACUAUGAGCUUCUCUCGUAAAAUGUUUUCGGAUGCCCAAUUCAGAAUCAUUUGUAAUCUGGUCAAGGAUCGUAAUAUGAAGCUUACUUUGUCUCCCAUUCACGAGGAUGUCUUGACUUUAUCUAAGUCGGACCGCAAUUCGAAUUAAGCUUACUGAAGAAAACAGUAGUUCGUAUUUAUAUUUUAUAACGCAUUCGAAAAACAAAACAAUACUGUAUCAAAUAUGAAAAAAAUGCAGUCCGAGUUAAGACAUUCAACAUAUAUAGAGCCUCUACCAAUAUGAAUAUAUACAGCUACUUAAGAUGUUAAGUCUUAAAAAAUGGAUCUCCAAGUUAUAUUUAAUUUCAUGUAUAGACCCUUAGUUCUUGCGGAACUAUACAUUUUGUUAUUGCCUAGAAUAAACAAUCAUAGUUUUA